AAAAAUGAGAAUCCGGGGAUUUAUGUCUAUGUGGGGAUACUUGGUUCAGGAGUUAAACGUAUUGGAUUCUCUCCCCCAUCUGCAUAGCUCGAGAUGUUCUGUGGUUUCAAAGAUGAAGAAUGCUUCGCUAUCGACGCUCCGCUGUUACUCUACUGAAUUGCAUCAUCAGAUAUCCCCCAACCUCAUUAAUAUCAUGGAACAAAGACUGUCUGCAAUUGAACACAGGAGUGCUUAUCUUCAAAAUCUAAUGAACCAGUCAGCAGCCUCGCCAGCAGAUUAUGCAAGAGCUAAUAAGGAGUUUCGGCAACUUAGAAGAUCUAUGGACCUCAUAAAUGAAUUGAGGGCCAAACAGAAGGAGAUGGAUGGUUUGAAGACAUUGUUGGCUGAAUGUCGUGAGGACAAAGCUAUGUGUGACAUGGUAGCUGAGGAGUUGAGCGAGGCUUUAGGGGAGGAAAAAAGGCUGCAGCAUCUCCUCUUGAAAGCAUUGCUUCCUAAGGAUGACGCUGAUGAAAGGGACUGCAUUUUGGAGGUGAGAGCAGGGACUGGAGGGGAAGAGGCCUCUUUGUUUGCAAUGGACAUUUUCAAAAUGUACGAGAGGUACUCGCAAAAGAAAGGUUGGAGAUUUGAAGUUGUUGACAUAAUGGAAUCUGAUCUUAAAGGCUAUAAGGAGGCUAGUGGAUCAAUUUCAGGAGCUGAUGUGUAUGGGAAACUUAAAUUUGAAAGUGGCAUUCAUAGGGUGCAGCGAGUUCCAGUGACAGAAAAAUCUGGGCGUGUCCACACCAGUGCUAUUUCAGUUGCAAUCCUCCCUCAGGCUGAUGAGGUAGAUGUUCAGUUACGGAACGAAGAUUUGAAAAUCGAUACUUACAGAUCUGGUGGGUCAGGUGGUCAGCAUGCAAAUACCACUAACAGUGCUGUUAGGAUGACUCAUAUUCCAUCAGGGUUGACUGUAUCAAUACAAGAUGAACGAUCCCAACAUAUGAACAAGGCCAAAGCACUUAAAGUAAUAUGUGCAAAGUUAUAUGAGAUGGAGAGAUCUAGAUUACACACAACCCGAUCAAAACUUCGUUCAGAGCAGAUUGGGAGUGGUGAUAGAUCAGAACGCAUCCGUACAUACAAUUUUCCCCAGGGACGUGUGACAGAUCACCGUGUUGGGAUCACUCAUCAUUCACUAACUGAUAUGAUGCAGGGUGAGAGCCUGGAUGUCUUUAUCGAUGCUCUUCUUUUACAGCAGGAGAUGGAUGCAAUUGCAUCUUUCAGCUCAAUCAAGUGAACAUUUUUCAAAGCUCCAGUAGUC
This is a messenger RNA of Telopea speciosissima, 1294 nucleotides long. RefSeq names its product peptide chain release factor 1, mitochondrial. Bases 5 to 1270 code for a protein of 421 amino acids. Gene Ontology annotation, biological process: translational termination. Gene Ontology annotation, molecular function: translation release factor activity, codon specific. The transcript has 11 exons. The record is from RefSeq and is a predicted model, not a curated record. NCBI's taxonomy places the organism in Eukaryota, Viridiplantae, Streptophyta, Magnoliopsida, Proteales, Proteaceae.